Molecule: messenger RNA, 186 nt
Organism: Protopolystoma xenopodis
Lineage: Eukaryota; Metazoa; Platyhelminthes; Monogenea; Polystomatidea; Polystomatidae
Source: the annotation of a GenBank genome assembly
AUGGUGGGUGUACCUCGGCUGCGUCAGCUACGUGUCCGGGAUGAUUCAACUGCUUGCUCUGUCCCAGAACAGAUGCGGGGACUCUUGUCGAUCUGCCGUCCGGCCUACAGCCAGGCAGCCGAGCUGACUGUAGACAUUGCGCCUGCCAACACAGAAGCCAACAUCUCGUUGGUAUCAGAGGCGUAA